GGAUAAAAGCUCAAAAGGGUACGCUCCCAUUGUUCACCUUUGAGAGCUCUCUGCAUCUGCUUCUCUCUUUCAAAAUAUUCCAUUGCUUCUCUCUCUUCAUUCAUUCUUCUUCCUUUUCUUCUGCACCUUGAAGAACAGGGAGAUCGAUCUCAACACACUUUGAAAGCCUUCAAUUACAAGUAGCAGAAGAAGCUUGAAGUGAAACAAAGCCCUCAAGCAACCAAAACCCACUUUCAAUUUUGUCUCUCAGAACACCUUCAACACACUUUAUUCUCUCACACUCACAAUGAGUAAACAGGACGCCAUGAAGAUUCAGGCCUGUGCGCUUAGAGUUAACAUUCACUGUGAUGGAUGCAAGAAGAAGGUCAAGAAAACUCUUCAGAAAAUUGAUGGAGUUUACAAUAUGAAAAUCGAUGCAGAACAAGGGAAAGUUAUUGUAACAGGAAAUGUAGAUCCAGCUGAACUGAUAAAGAAGCUUGAGAAAUCAGGGAAACAUGCUGAACUAUGGGGAGCUCAGUUAAGUUCAAACAACAACAUGAACAAAUUCAAGAACAACAUGCAAUUUCAAAAUGUCAAAGGAGGAAGCAAAGAACAUAACAUGAACAUGAACAUGAACAAUCACAAGUUUCAGAUGGAGAAGGCUUUUCUUCAACAACAACAACAACAACAACUGAAAGGCUCCAACAACAAUAACAAAGGAGGUAAUAUCAACAACAAUAUGCAUAAUCUUAUGGCUCCUCCUCCUCCUAGAGAUAAGAAAUCUGUUAAGUUCAAUUUGCAUGAGGAUGAUUCUGAUUUUAGUGGUGAUGAGUUUGAUGAUGAAUUUGAUGAUGAAUUUGAUGAUGAUGAUGAUGAUGAUGAGUUUGCUGAUGAACAUGAUGAGUUUGGCCAUGGACAUGGACAUGGACAUGGACAUGGCUUACAAAAGAAUGCUCCCAUACCCAUGAUGGGGAAUUUUGGGUCCAAUAGGACAAUUAAUUUCAAUGCCAUGAAUGGUAAGAAAAGUGGGGAUGUUGGAAGAGCCAAGAAGGAUGAAGUUAUUGAUUUCCCUGUUAUGAUGAAGGAUAAGGGAGGAGGUAAGGAAGGGAAAAACAGUAAGGGAGGAGGAGGGAAGAAAGAUGGUGGCAAUAGCGGCGGCAGUGGCGGUGGCGGGAUGAAGAGUAAGAGCAAAGGAGGGGAUAAGAAGAAAGGGGGGAAGAAGGGGGGCGGGUUCCUAGGGCUAGGGAAGAAGGGGCUGUUUGGUUUUGGUGGUAAAAGUAGUAGCAAGAAGGAGAAUGGUAACAAGAGCAAAGGAAGCAAGAGUAGUAAUAAAAGUGCAGAGAGUGGUGGAGGAAAACAUAAUGGCAAUGGACCCAAAAAAGGAGGCAAAACUGUUGGUCUCCCUGAGUUUGACAAGUUAGAUAUUGGCUUCCAUGACAUUGAUAUCCCAAAACCAAGCAAAGGAGGUAAAGGGAGUGGCGGAAAUGGUAAGAAUAUGAGCCAAAUGGGUCAGAUAGGCCAUGUUAAUAAUGGAAACAGAGGCCAUCCCAGGCCAAUGGCUCCAAUGGCUCCAAUGGGUCCAGUGGGUCCAAUGGGUCCUGGUGGCAUUAAUAUGAGCCAGAUGGGUGCACCAAUGGGAAAUUAUGCAAUGAGCCAAAUGGGUAACAUUCCAGCAGUUCAAGGCUUACCAGCUCAACAAGUGAUGAAUGGAGGAGUAGGAGUAGGAGGAGUAGGAGGAGGAGGGGGAGGAUAUUAUCAAGGAAUGGGACAAGGGAACCCUUACAAUCCACAACAACAACAGUACAUGGCCAUGAUGAUGAACCAACAGAGGGGAGUUGGGAAUGAAAUGUUCCAACCCAUGAUGUAUUCGCGCCCGAACCCAGCCAUGAACUACGCUCCUCCUCCCCUGAUGUUCCCUCCGGUCGCAACCGACCAGUACACGCACGCCUUCAGCGACGAGAACACGGAUAGUUGCAGUAUCAUGUAAAUUUUUCUCCUCCGGUUUAUUAUUACUAUUAUUAUUAUGAAGGAUUAGUGUUGUUGUGGUAGGUUUAGGCUUAGGUGAAUGUAGAAAUGGGUACCAGAUGCAGUACCAUUGCUUGUAUUAGUUGAGAAGAAGAACAAGAAAAGAAAUGGGACCAAAACUUUGAUGAAAUUCACAGUUUGAUCCCUCAAAACCCCACCACUUAGUACUUUUACUGUUUUCUUUUGUUUCUUUUUCCCUUUUAUCAUUAUAAUGAGUUUCAAGUGGCAGAGAUAAUAAAAAACAGAGCCCAUACGGCUCCACAGUACAGAGAUUUGUCAGCUGA
Cucurbita moschata (crookneck pumpkin) is the source of this 2288-nucleotide messenger RNA. Its product is annotated as heavy metal-associated isoprenylated plant protein 34-like. The coding region runs from base 287 to 1966 and encodes 559 amino acids. Lineage: Eukaryota; Viridiplantae; Streptophyta; Magnoliopsida; Cucurbitales; Cucurbitaceae. The transcript is spliced from 3 exons. Gene Ontology annotation, molecular function: metal ion binding. The record is from RefSeq and is a predicted model, not a curated record.